CAGGUUCAGUUCCGACUUCCGCCCGUCCCGGCCCUUUCCCGUUCGGCUCGUGCGGUGGCAGCGGCGAUCGCGGACGCCGGGUCUCUUGUUUUCAUCGCAUAGACACCUCUCCUGCAAAGAUGGUCAACGUACCUAAAACCCGGAGGACUUUCUGUAAGAAAUGUGGCAAGCAUCAGCCUCACAAAGUGACCCAGUAUAAGAAGGGCAAGGAUUCCCUGUACGCCCAAGGAAAGCGGCGCUAUGAUCGGAAGCAGAGUGGUUACGGUGGGCAGACAAAGCCAAUUUUCCGAAAGAAGGCCAAAACCACAAAGAAGAUUGUGCUCAGGCUUGAGUGUGUCGAGCCCAACUGCAGAUCCAAGAGGAUGCUGGCCAUUAAGAGGUGCAAGCAUUUUGAACUGGGAGGAGACAAGAAGAGAAAGGGCCAAGUGAUCCAGUUCUAAAACUUGUGUUUUCUGAGAGGGAAAUACUGAGGCAGUAGGCAAAUUGCCUGUUAGAAAAUAAAGUUAUUGUUACUGAUA
Peromyscus leucopus (white-footed mouse) is the source of this 518-nucleotide messenger RNA. It is a transcript of the gene Rpl36al, whose product is annotated as ribosomal protein L36a like. Gene Ontology annotation, biological process: translation. Lineage: Eukaryota; Metazoa; Chordata; Mammalia; Rodentia; Cricetidae. The transcript is spliced from 2 exons. Gene Ontology annotation, molecular function: structural constituent of ribosome. Bases 120 to 440 code for a protein of 106 amino acids. Gene Ontology annotation, cellular component: cytosolic large ribosomal subunit; ribosome. The record is from RefSeq and is a predicted model, not a curated record.